ACAGCCAAAACUUAUUAAUUAAGGAUUAAAAUGAACUCAAACACUAAUUUUAGCUUUACUUAGUAAAGGGGACCAAACUUAAUAAUCCAUUGGGCAUGUAGGGCCAUGGUUUACAUCCCUAAUUUCUGAACAAAAUUGACUAUUGAAUGACUUAAUGUUUAAUGAUGCUCUACACGUUUUUAUAACAAAAUCCAUUUGCAUUUGGAUACAUUUUAUAAGUUCAAAUAACUUACAAAAUUUGUAUUAACUAGUAUAGAAUCUCACCUAAUAGGUGAAAAUGAGUGAAGGUCCACAGAAAAAGCGCAAAAACGAUGAAGAAAACUCGUCUGAAUUAUCAGAACCUCCAUCUAAAAACACAAAAAUGCAGAUUCAGUGCCCAUACUUGGAUACAAUUAACCGGCAUGUUCUGGAUUUUGAUUUUGAAAAGCUAUGCUCUGUCUCCUUGACAAGAAUUAAUGUUUAUGCUUGUCUUGUUUGUGGAAAGUAUUUUCAGGGUAGAGGUACGAACACUCAUGCAUACACACACUCAGUUGCAGAUGGGCAUCAUGUGUUCCUAAAUUUAAAUACUUUGAAAUUUUAUUGCUUACCUGAUAACUAUGAAGUCAUAGAUUCAUCACUUAAUGACAUAAAAUAUGUGCUCAAUCCCAUAUUUACAAUGGAGCAAAUAAAACAACUUGAUUAUAAUACUAAGAUGUCUCGAGCUAUUGAUGGCUCAAUGUACAUGCCUGGAAUUGUUGGUCUUAAUAAUAUAAAGGCCAAUGAUUAUUGUAAUGUUAUAUUGCAGUGUCUAGCUCAAGUUCGGCCAUUAAGAAAUUACUUUCUACGUGAGGAGAACUAUGCUAAUGUCAAACGGCCACCCGGCGACUCCUCCUUUUUACUUGUGCAGCGGUUUGGGGAGUUAUUAAGGAAAUUAUGGAACCCCCGAGCAUUCAAAGCUCAUGUGUCACCUCAUGAAAUGUUGCAAGCCGUAGUAUUAUGGUCAAAGAAGCGAUUUCAGUUUAUUAAACAAAGUGAUCCAAUUGAUUUCAUGUCAUGGUUUUUGAAUUCAUUACACAUGGCACUGAAUGGAACUAAGAAACCAGAUAGUUCAAUUAUUUAUAAGUCAUUUUUGGGCCACAUGAGAAUCUAUACAAGAAAACUUCCACCACCGGAUGCAGAUGAUGCUGCAAAGGUAGAUUUAAACAGUGAGGAAUAUAAUGAGAUGAUAACAGAGUCUCCCUUCCUUUACCUCACUUGUGACUUACCACCAACACCACUAUUCACUGACGAAUUUAGAGAAAAUAUCAUACCACAGGUUAACCUGUACCAACUUUUAUCAAAAUUCAAUGGUCAAACAUCAAAAGAGUACAAAACAUAUAAAGAAAAUUUCCUGAAAAGGUUUGAGAUUACUCAGCUACCACCUUACCUCAUACUUUAUAUUAAGAGGUUUACUAAAAAUACAUUUUUUGUAGAGAAAAAUCCCACAGUUGUUAAUUUUCCUGUCAAAAAUGUAGAUUUUGGUGAUAUCCUGACACCAGAAGUUAAAGCAAAAUACAAAGGGAAGACAACUUAUGAGUUAGUGGGUAAUAUACUUCACGAUGGAACACCAGAAAAAGGCACCUACCGAGCACAUGUACUUCACAAACCUACACAGCAGUGGUAUGAAAUGCAAGAUCUCCAUGUAACAAGUAUAUUACCACAAAUGAUAACCUUAACUGAAGCAUAUAUCCAAAUAUAUGAAUUAAAAGAUGACUAAAAUAAAAUGAAAUAAAAAGAUAUUGAUAAUAUUUUUAUUUAUUGAAUAUACAAAUACCAGCUACCUGACUGAUUACAUACUGUAAAAUUCUUAGAUAUUAAUAGAGAAAUAUACUAUUUUACCGUCUUUUGACACAAUCAGAUUCUUAGGAUAUUUGCAACUUUAAAUACUUAAAAUGCAUCUUAAUUUUAGUUCAUUACUUUGCAAUACAAUGUCGUAUUUUAAAAGUCAAUCCAUUCUGUUGC
Messenger RNA from Pieris rapae (cabbage white), 1980 nucleotides. It is a transcript of the gene Usp39, whose product is annotated as U4/U6.U5 tri-snRNP-associated protein 2. Gene Ontology annotation, molecular function: zinc ion binding; cysteine-type deubiquitinase activity. Gene Ontology annotation, biological process: mRNA processing; spliceosomal complex assembly; protein deubiquitination. Lineage: Eukaryota; Metazoa; Arthropoda; Insecta; Lepidoptera; Pieridae. The record is from RefSeq and is a predicted model, not a curated record. Bases 278 to 1735 code for a protein of 485 amino acids. The transcript is spliced from 11 exons.